AUGUCAAUUCCAGGUCUCUUUGAUCAGAUCAUACAUUCAACUGAAAAUAUUGACAUUGUUGGGUUAUUCAAGCAUCUCCAUCCAAAGGUGAUGUUAGGAUUGCCAAUGUUAGAAGGAUCCAACCCAGCUUCCUGUUUCCUGCGUAGUGCUAUUGGCUAUGAAGCUGCUUGCUACAGUCGCAUUUGGAGUGAGGUUUUUGCGGCCGAUAUAUUUGCCUUGAAGUUUGGUGGUGAUCUUUCCAACCAAUAUGCAGGCUUGGAAUUCAGGAAUAAGGUAUUAGCUCCAGGAGGAACAAGAGAUCCUGUUGAAAUAUUGUAUGAUUUUCUUGGAAGGGAACCAUCGAUCCAAGCUUUUGUCGACAGCAAAACUGGUUUUAGGUAG
This is a messenger RNA of Ilex paraguariensis (yerba mate), 381 nucleotides long. Lineage: Eukaryota; Viridiplantae; Streptophyta; Magnoliopsida; Aquifoliales; Aquifoliaceae. The record is from the annotation of a GenBank genome assembly.